AUGGAGGAAUAUUUGAAUCUUAUGUUGAAAGCGAGAGAGAUUCUUGUUAGUGAAAGCCAUGAAGAAGUAGCGAUGGUCAUCGAUCAUCUCUUUAAGCGUCAAGACUCCGAAGAGUAUAAAACAUCGCGUGCGCUGUACGACAUCUGCGUUUCUUGUAACCCAGGUUGCUUAACCCUAAAGCUUCUUAAAGUCUAUCAAUCUUCUUCCAGUGGCAUUCUCAGACUCCGAUCAAUCUCUCAACUCUCUGAGACCCUCACCUAUCUGAAAAAUCAAAUCGUAUUUUCCAAAUUCUCUCUCGACUCUCUCUAUGAAAUCAAACCCCUUUUGAUUUUAUGCCUUACAAUGCAAGAAACCAAAGAAUCUGACAUCAAGAUCCUCAGGAAAAUCGUGUCUUUUGUAACUUACAAUGUCGUGGAGUUGCAUAAAGACAAAUGGGACGAGCUCGGUGAUUGUAUCUUAUCCCUAGCGAGUAGCAAAGAACCUGUCAAGGCUUUUCACGUCUUCAUCGAUCUGCCACCAGUCUACAAGAGUUUCAUCGGCAAGUUUUUGGACAAAAUUUUAGAGGAAGCUAGUAAUGUCUUUCUUUAUCCUUAUAGAGUUGAAGAUUGGAGCUUGGCUUUACAAACUUUUGUUAAAAUGUGGAUUCAGCUUGAGAAAACAGGGGUGACAGUAGAGUUACUAAUGGCGUUGAUGGAGAUUUGGAUUUCCUCUGUUGUGAAUUCAGUAAAGAAGCUAGUGGAGAUGAAAAAAGAACAGUUUUUGGUACGAGGGCUUGAAGAUUUCGAGAGUUUCUUCUCAGGAGACAUGAAUCUGUAUCAUUACACUAAAGACCAAUUCCAUUUUGUGUUGGCUUCCAUGAACGAGAUCGAAGGAGUAGUCGGAACAGAGACAAAGGAGAUUGUGAGGAAGAUCAAAAUGUUGGUGACAGAACCAUAUGAUGAUCUUAAGAAUCGUAGAGAAGAGUUUGAACGUGGCUGGUAUGACAUUUUGAAGGAUUUAUCAUCACUGGAAGUGUUAAAGAUUCUUGCGUCCUCUGAACUUGAAGAUAGGUCCAAAGAGAUAGCAAUCAGACGACUCAAUGUCUUACUCUCUGAUCACACUUCAAAGAAAGUGCAGAUAGACAUUUCAGAGAUGAGACAACUCCAACCAUUGCUCAUCUCUUGCUUAAAGGAAGAAGGACUUUCCUUUAACAGUAUGUUCAAAGUCCUAGGUGAGGUGGUGAACCAUGUUGCAUAUGAGAUGUUGAUCUACCAAGAGGAGACAUGGUACGAGCUACGAGAUUAUAUUGCAUCGAGUAAAACAGAGUUUCAUAGAGCGGUUUAUAUCUUCCAGUGCUUAACAAUGGCACUUAUUGACGACGAUUUUGUGAUUCCUGUGAUGGAGAAUCUUUUCCUAGAGAUAAUCACAAGGCUAGACCCACCAAGAGAGUUGUUGGUAGAUAACAGUAGCUGGGUCUUGGCGUUUAUGGGUGGCUUUUGUUUAGCAAUUCACUUGAUAGAGAUGUCAAGUAAAGCUGAAUCCGUUAAGGAGAUUGCACAUAAGAUGAUAGAUUCUAUAAGAGAGCUAAUGGAAAGAGAAAUGGAAGUUGGGCUUGUGAAGAGAGGUUUCAGAGAUGUGGAAAGCAUCGUGAAGAAACAAUUGGAAUGGUAUAGUACGAGCCAAUACAAAUUCAUUAAGGGUCUGCUUUGGAGACUGUAUGCAAUCAAAAGGCAUGAAAUGGGAAAGUAAGAUUGUGUUGUGGAGAAUCAACGUCAUUGUGGAGAGAGGAGUCAAAGAAGAGGAAAAAGAGCUACCAGAGAAUGAGUUUGAUUGGCUCAACCUUAA
Molecule: messenger RNA, 1824 nt
Organism: Arabidopsis thaliana (thale cress)
Lineage: Eukaryota; Viridiplantae; Streptophyta; Magnoliopsida; Brassicales; Brassicaceae
Exons: 1
Coding region: 1-1728 (575 amino acids)
Source: RefSeq, marked reviewed